Messenger RNA from Cutaneotrichosporon cavernicola, 789 nucleotides. RefSeq lists its product as uncharacterized. Gene Ontology annotation, molecular function: protein binding. Bases 1 to 789 code for a protein of 262 amino acids. The transcript has 3 exons. Lineage: Eukaryota; Fungi; Basidiomycota; Tremellomycetes; Trichosporonales; Trichosporonaceae. The record is from RefSeq and is a predicted model, not a curated record.
AUGGUCAACUCCACUCCAACAACGCCUCCAAGUACAACCUGCGUCACCAGACACAAGCCGAAAUCGAUCAACGAUGCUCCAUCCGCUGGGAUAGACUCCACCAUACCUUCACGCACCGCGGUCAACAUAGGCAACAUCCCGCACCUCUCACCCUUCGCGCUAUCCUUCCUCGCCCUCCCGCCUGAGCUCCUCACUCACAUCCUGCUCUACCUCGCGCCAGACGACCUAGGCAUCCUCUCCCGCGUCGUCGGACCACUUGAAGGUGUCGAGCGCGACUCGUACCUCUGGGCUGUUUGGGUGCAUUCAACGGCACCCUCGCGUGUGGGUCACGCCCUCUUCUCUCCUAUCCGGCCGGACGCCCUCGAGCUGGUGCGCCGCGGCACGCUACGUGGCAUGGCGAUCAUCAACGGCGUCCGCGCUGGCACGUACUGGGGCAGCCCCGCUGCGGUUCGCCUCAGCGCGAUACACGACACUCUCACGCGCCGCAGUCUACGCCGUCACCUCUCCCACGCCCUGUGCAUGCGCCCCUCGCGCCCGGCGCUUGUCAGAGCGGGCAUCCUGCCCGGCGUCCCGCGCGGAGCAAGCUCCAACAUCUCGGCUCGUGCAUAUAACCUCGAGCGCGCGCGUGCCCGCGACGCGGCGCGGCAGGCGCUCCGCGCCGGAGGUCUCAAGAGCUUCGUCGAGAAGGUGGGGCUGGGUAUCUGGAAGGACUCGCAGCGCGUACUCCUCGCGCUCUGCCCCAGUAUCCGGGAGCGGCAGCGGUUCUUCGAGGGUCUCGCGAGGGUGUGA